Theobroma umbraticum is the source of this 1307-nucleotide messenger RNA. RefSeq names its product zinc finger CCCH domain-containing protein 14-like. Gene Ontology annotation, molecular function: metal ion binding; mRNA binding. The record is from RefSeq and is a predicted model, not a curated record. Lineage: Eukaryota; Viridiplantae; Streptophyta; Magnoliopsida; Malvales; Malvaceae.
AUCAGCCACAGUUAAACCUAAUUUUCAUUAUCCUUUCUUCUGCGAACUCUAAUUUCUCUUUCUUUCUCUCUCCUAGGGUUUCCAUCUUCUCUCAUUUGCUUUUACUCGCUUUCCUUCGUCUCGGAUCUUGUUGCUGGCCCAAUGGAGUUUGGUGGUGGACGCAAGAGAGGCAGGCACGAGGCUGCCUUGAACGGCAAUGGAGGCCUCAAGAAAUCCAAGCAAGAAAUGGAGUCCUUUCCAACUGGUAUAGGAAGCAAAUCGAAGCCAUGCACAAAGUUUUUCAGCACUUCUGGUUGCCCAUUUGGUGAGAGCUGUCACUUCUUGCACUAUGUUCCUGGUGGCAUAAAAGCAGUGUCUCAGAUACUUGGUAGCAACCCAGCUCUUCCUGCAGCUUCCAGAAGUUCAGUAGUGCUACCAUCCUUCCCUGACGGGUCAUCUCCUCCAGCUGUAAAAACCCGUUUGUGCAACAAAUUCAACACCCCAGAAGGUUGUAAAUUUGGUGAUAAAUGCCAUUUUGCCCAUGGUGAGUGGGAGCUAGGCAAGCCAACUGGUCCUGCCUAUGAAGAUCCUCGUGCCAUGGGACCAAUGCCAGGAAGGAUGGCUAGCAGGAUGGAGCCCCCCUCACAAGGUCUUGGUGCUGCAGCGAGCUUCGGAGCAUCUGCCACUGCUAAGAUCAGCAUUGAUGCAUCCCUUGCUGGAGCUAUUAUUGGUAAAAAUGGUGUGAACUCAAAGCAUAUUUGUCGUGUUACGGGAGCCAAGCUUUCCAUAAGGGAGAAUGAGUCAGAUCCUAGUUCAAGGAACAUUGAGCUUGAGGGAACAUUUGAUCAGAUCAAGCAAGCCAGUGCAAUGGUUCGUGAACUCAUUUUAAAUGUUGGUUCAGCUUCUGGAGGUAGCAUGAAGAAUCCUGCUAUGAGUGGCUCUGGUGCAGCAAACAACUUUAAGACUAAGCUUUGCGAGAACUUUUCCAAAGGAUCCUGCACCUUUGGGGACAGGUGCCAUUUUGCGCAUGGAACAGAAGAAUUGCGCAAACCAGGAAUGUGAAUUCCUUCUUGUUUGGUGAUUCCCGUGGUGUUAGGUCAGAACUCUUGCUGUAGCCUUUGGUUAAUUUGGUGUGUUUCUAUGAGUUUUGCCUUUUGUCGGAUGCAAGGGUAGCUUGGAGUCAAGAGGUUUCUAGGUAUUUCUUUUCUGAUAUUUUUGAUAAUUCUCUUUGUACCUGCGGAAACUGGGGCCAAGUUGCUAGCUCACUAUGAGUUGGUUAAUUCUUCAGCAGUAAGCCUAGACUAAAUUAAACAGAUUUAACAGAUUCA